UAAAAGAAAGACCAGACAUUGGAAGAUCUUUCUAGGCUCAACAACUAUACUACCAACGCAAUCCCAUUUAUUUCAUCCCAUACGUUACUCUGUGAAAAAAAUUAUCAUUCAUCCCCACUUUUAUGGCACGCCACCCAAGGACAUCGCGUUAGUAAAGCUGAGAUCACCAGUUCGUUUCAAGAAGACCAUUCAACCCAUCUGCAUCCCACCCUCCAAGACAGUCUUUGAAAAUGGGACCAUGUGCUGGGUGACUGGCUGGGGAAAAACAAAGGAAGGCAGAAAAUGGAGAAAAUCCUGGUACCUACAGGCUGUGGAAUUGCCUCUCAUUGAUCAAAAGACCUGUGACCUGUACUAUCAUAUAGGAACAAACAUUUCUCCUUCUAUAUCCAGGAUAUAUGAUGACAUGAUAUGUGCUGGCUUUGCAGAGGGCAAGAAGGAUGCCUGUAAGGGUGACUCUGGAGGCCCCUUGGCAUGUGAGGUCAAGGGUAUUUGGCAUCAAGCAGGUAUUGUGAGCUGGGGAGAUGGCUGUGGUAGACCCUACAGGCCUAGUGUCUUCACCAACGUCAGUGUGCACACCGACUGGAUCUUAAGGACAAUUAAAUCAAACACCUUUAGCUUAAUGCCCUCUAAGCUUCUCUUCCUCCUCACUCUACAACUGUCCUAG
Molecule: messenger RNA, 664 nt
Organism: Vombatus ursinus (common wombat)
Lineage: Eukaryota; Metazoa; Chordata; Mammalia; Diprotodontia; Vombatidae
Product: testisin-like
Exons: 3
Biological process (GO): proteolysis
Molecular function (GO): serine-type endopeptidase activity
Source: RefSeq, a predicted model, not a curated record